UUCCAUACACGUAAAAGUGAAUCAAUAAACAACGGGCAAACCCAGGGCUGAACCAUAGCGAACAACGCUCUAUUAUCAUCGAUAUUUCUCAUACAACAUUGAACAACAUUCAUACGUGCACGUAUUUAAAAUUGAAUUGUUAAAAUGUGGCUUCUCUUAUGGGUGGCAGCGACUUUGAUUCUCAUACGAAUGUUGAACAAAUUAUCCAACGGGAGAUGUUACGCCGACACCGUCAUGUCCGGGAAAGUGGUGAUAGUGACUGGUGCCAACAGUGGUAUAGGAUACGCUACAGCUUUGGAGUUGGCCAGGCGUGGCGCUAAAGUGAUAGCCGCGUGUCGGGACGACGAAAGGGGGAAAGCGGCGGUCUCUUCCAUCAUCAAACGUACUGGCAACCAAAGUGUCAAGUACAUUCAUUUGGACCUGAGCUCGUUUGAUUCAAUAAGGAAGUUCGUUAAAGAAUUCAAGAGCUCCGAAGCGAAAUUGGACGUUUUGAUAAACAACGCCGGAGCCGGUGGUCUGGGCAGGAAGAAGACUGCAGACGGGAUCGUUAGAGACAUGCAAGUCAAUCAUUUUGGGCCAUUUUUAUUGACUUUACUAUUAGUGCCCAUUCUGAGGAAGUCCGCGCCGAGCCGUGUGGUGAUAGUGUCUUCAAUUUUACACAAAUUCGGAACGAUUGCGAGAAUCAACGAAGAGAAUGCUUACGGCUACUUCCAGACUUAUUGUAACAGUAAACUUUGUAACGUGCUGUUCAGUAAUGAGUUGGCAAGACGUCUGGAAGGUACUGGUGUGGUGGUAAACAGCUUACAUCCAGGUCAAGUGAACACGUCUUUAUACAAAGCGACAGCGUUAGAAAAGCUGAGGAGUUUAGUGCUGUACACUUUCUUCAAAAGUCCGGAGGAAGGCGCUCAGACUUCUAUAUAUUUAGCCGUGUCGGACGAGUGUGACCUUGUGUCGGGAAGAUACUUCGCUGAUUGUGAGGAGGGUAACAUGUCGGCUAAAGCGAGGGACGAAGGCUUGGCGAAAAGGCUGUGGUCCAUGUCAGAGCAAUUGGUCAAGCUGAGGCCGGAGGAAGCGAUUUGAUUACGGAAAAAGAGCAAGGAAGCGGUUGGUACGGUGGGCUCAGGAGAUAGCCGUGCCACCUCGCCUUGAUUGGUAUGGUAGGUGGUCCAGUUAUCUCUUGAGACGUGUGUACAAUUAACAUUAAUCUAAAGUAAGUUUGGUGAGAGGUUACCACCGCUUUAAAAAGGAGGAUAAGAACGGUUUAAACUAUAGAAUAUGAAGUAGCAAGCAUAACAUGAAAGACAUUUUACUGACUGAACAAAAUACGAUGAACAAGUUGGACUAAGUAAUUUAUUUUAAAUAAUAAAAAUGUGAUAUUUUAAAGAAAU
Messenger RNA from Amyelois transitella, 1388 nucleotides. Its product is annotated as retinol dehydrogenase 14-like. Bases 145 to 1080 code for a protein of 311 amino acids. The record is from RefSeq and is a predicted model, not a curated record. Lineage: Eukaryota; Metazoa; Arthropoda; Insecta; Lepidoptera; Pyralidae. The transcript has a single exon.